AUGGCCACGCCAGAUCGUGUCGUUCCGAUGCGCGUCAUCGUCUGUGGCGUGCAGCGAACAGGAACACUGAGCAUGCGUUUGGCUCUCAAACAGCUGGGUUUCAACGAUUGCUACCACAUGCAGAACCUCAUUGAGAACCCCGAACAGGAAUGUCCGCAAUGGGUCCACCUCAUCGAGGCUCAGUAUGGUGGAAAAGGCACCGUCACCAGAGCCGACUUUGACAAGGUGCUGGGCAACUCGCAGGCUUGCGUCGAUGUUCCGGCGGCGCUCUUCGGCGUCGAGCUGGCGGCCAUGUAUCCGGAAGCCAAAGUCAUCAUCCUGAAUCGCGAUCCGGAAAAGUGGUACUACAGCACCCUGGAGUCCGUCAUCAUGGCGGCGAAUCCUGCAUCGCCGUGGGUCAAGCUGCAGAUGCUCUUCUGCUUCGUCUUUGAUCCGGCGUCCCGCGCAUUUGCCCGCUUCGGCAUGGCCAUGUCCGGGCUCGCCUUUCGAUACAAUCACCGGACGGAAAAGGACAAGGCCCUCGCCUGGUACGCGGGCAUAUACAAGCGCUUCCGCGAUGAGAUUCCCGAGGCGCGCCGCUUCGAGUAUAAGAUCCAGGACGGCUGGGGCCCGCUUUGCGCAUAUCUCGAGGUUCCCGUGCCGACGGUUAAGGAUGAGCAGAUGGGAGAGGAAGUGGAGGCGCCGUUCCCGCAUGUCAACGACCGCGAGACGUUCCAGAAGGACACGCGGAAGAGGAGGGCUCGGGCAUUAAGACGGGCACGGGACAAUCUGGUUGUGGGGGCUGGCAAGAUGGCUGUUAUCGCGGCCAUGGGCUAUGUCGGAUAUGCUGUGUGGAAGACACGCCUUGGAGGGAGGUUUUGA
This is a messenger RNA of Trichoderma virens Gv29-8, 861 nucleotides long. RefSeq lists its product as uncharacterized. Bases 1 to 861 code for a protein of 286 amino acids. The transcript is spliced from 2 exons. Lineage: Eukaryota; Fungi; Ascomycota; Sordariomycetes; Hypocreales; Hypocreaceae. The record is from RefSeq and is a predicted model, not a curated record.